AUGUAUUUAGAUGACCUGGAACCAAACAACAAUACAUUGACUAUCAACACGGUAUUUCCUGAUAGAGCACUUGCACGAGAAAUGAUGCGAUUAAAAGUAAGAUGCGUUUAUAAUGGCUGCGUGUGGAGUGGAUAUUAUUCCCAGUAUAAGGAUCAUGCAAUGUUGUGCGACUUCGGCGUUAUAACGUGUCCCGUUGAAGGCUGUGGUCAAGAAAUACAACGAGGGAACCGGUUAAGACAUACAAAUGAAGAGUGCUGUAUGAGGAAAACAACGUGUCAAUACUGCAAUAACGACUAUAUAUAUCGAGAAUUAAAGGUUCAUCAUGCACAAUGUCCAAAAGUGCGGAUUCCAUGCGAUUGGUGUGGGAAUAGAGUACUACGGGAAAAGAUCGCAGACCACAAAAACACUGAAACUGGCGACUGUCCAAAUAUGAAACAAAUCUGUGAAUUCAAACAAGUGGGUUGUUCGACAUUGAUAGAGAAGAAUGGCCAAAGUGCCCACAACAAACAAGAAGUCCAACACCACGCACACCUGCUGCUCCAAGCAAUACUAAAACUAGACAGCAUCAAAGAUAACAUCAAAGAAUACAGCACUCAGAUUCAACAAAUAAAAACACUGUUAGAAUCACAGAAAACGCGGAUUCAAAGUUUGACGCAAACCACUGGCAAUCUGGAGGACCAAAUGAGGCAGCACGGCCAACAACUGGCCAAACAGAAUAUCAGAACUGAGGAGAAAGAAUUAGGUAAUGAUAAACAGUACUACAUAAACGAAUUAAGAGCACACAUUGUCAAGUUAGAAAAGAAGGUGGAAACAUAUGAGGCAAUAGUUUCUGUGUUAUCACGCGAAGCAGAAUGUACUACUGAUAAUCUAACCGUUGUACAACGCCAAAGUGAUCAGUUUAAAGAACAAAUUCGGAUAUUAGAAAAUAAUUGCAAAUCACAGGAUCGAAUAAUAGCACUAAAAGAUGUAUCAUUGGCGGAACAAGAUUUACGGAUACAGGCACUUGAAAUGACGUCAUACGACGGUAUAUUGCUGUGGAAAAUCACCGAUUUUGCUAGGAAGAGACGUGACGCAAUUUCAGGCCGUAAACCAUCUAUAUAUUCUCCGUAUUUCUUCACCAGUCACCAUGGUUACAAAUUAUGUGCUAGGCUCUAUUUGAAUGGGGAUGGUAUGGGGAAAGGAAAUCACGUGUCUCUGUUCUUUGUAGUGAUGAAAGGGGAAUAUGACGCAAUCUUAAAAUGGCCAUUUAGACUGAAAGUCACUCUGAUGUGGUUGGAUCAAUCUAAUAGGGAACACGUGAUCGAUGCGUUCCGACCAGAUCCCUCAUCGAGUUCAUUCAAGCGUCCAACAGGAGAUAUGAACAUUGCGUCCGGAUGUCCUUUAUUCAUGCCACUCAGUGUUAUUGACAGUGGUAGAUGCGAAUACGUGAAAGAUGAUACUGCAUUUAUCCGUAUUAUUGUAGACGUCACUGACCUUGGGUAG
Molecule: messenger RNA, 1482 nt
Organism: Saccoglossus kowalevskii
Lineage: Eukaryota; Metazoa; Hemichordata; Enteropneusta; Harrimaniidae
Product: TNF receptor-associated factor 2-like
Biological process (GO): regulation of apoptotic process; signal transduction; regulation of canonical NF-kappaB signal transduction
Cellular component (GO): cytoplasmic side of plasma membrane; plasma membrane signaling receptor complex
Molecular function (GO): tumor necrosis factor receptor binding; zinc ion binding
Source: RefSeq, a predicted model, not a curated record